Molecule: messenger RNA, 450 nt
Organism: Funneliformis caledonium
Lineage: Eukaryota; Fungi; Glomeromycota; Glomeromycetes; Glomerales; Glomeraceae
Source: the annotation of a GenBank genome assembly
AUGAAGGUAUGGUUGAGUGAUCACGUAAAGAAUGAAGAUGUGAUCAUUUGGCAAGAUGAUCGAGUUUACACAUUGUUAGAAUCCAUUUGCAAGAGAUCAACAAUAGAAUCGACAUUCGGAGAAAAAGAAAAAUCACAACAGAAACAAAUUUUUAAAGAAAACAAUAAAGUUGAGAAUUCUAGUGAUAUGACAGAUUCGACUUCAACAGUUGUUGGAGAUUAUGAUGACGAUCCUGUUGAAAUAUACAAGAUGAAUGAAGUAAAGUCGUCUCUUUUUCAAUUUUCAUUAAAGAUCAUUAAUGAUAGAAUCCGCCAAGUUGAAGAUGAGGCAAGGAAAGUUUAUGAGUCGGCAAAUAAUGUUGAGGAUGUGAAGUGUCAUGAAAUUCUUCAAGUGAUCAAGCAAAAACAAGAAUUUCGAGAUGAAAUGUUUUCAUUUGUUUGCGGAAACUGA